UGCCUUUAUUCAACACUUGUAUAUGGUGGGAAAUUUAUUAUUACACCAUGACGUUGUCAGUUGUAUUUUUUAUUGUAGAAUUACCACAACUUAAAAGUUUUGCAAUUUUAGUUAUAGAAAAUGGAGUUAGGUAAAAAGUUAUUGGAGCAGGGCUGGCACAUAACGGAAGAAGGCAUUAAAAAAGUUAUUGCUGCUGCCUCCAAUGAGGAUGGUACGGAAGUCAAUGAUGUACGAAAAGUUAUUUCUACCAUAAUGAAUAUUGAUUUUCGAGAAAUUGCUGGAGGCGCUCUUCCUAGUAAAAGAGACGAUAACAUUCCUGGCCGAAUUGUUCUCCAAUUGCAAAAGACAAGAAAUAUAUCAGCGCCUAAAUCUAAUGAGGAAUCCAAAACCGCUCCAAGAUUUUUACAAUUGGAAUUGACAGAUGGGCAAACAACAAUUCAUGCCUUGGAACUAGAAAAUAUUUCUGCGUUGAGCAUGAAUUUGCCACCAGGAACAAAAAUUUAUUUCCGUUCCGAGCGGCUUCAGUUAAUGCAAAGUUUUUUGAUUCUACGUUCUUCAGAGCUACAGGUUUUAGGUGGUCGAGUUGAGGCAAUGGCAGAAAAAUGGGAACUGGCCCGUACUAUGUUGAAAUAUGCCAAAAGUGGUCGCAGAAUGAGCGGAGUUAAUGGUCCACCGCCAUGGAUACCAUUUGGGAAAAAAGUUGAAAAUUCACUUACAAAUGAUCGUAAUUUUAAAAGUUUACAAGCAGUAGGAUCAGACGGGAAAGAAACAAAAGAGAACGAGGAGUUCAAUGCAAUGCGAAACGAAGCAAUAGCAGAAGCUAGUAAAACAGGAUCUAAAAAGGUCUUUGGCGGGGGCGGACAACAAAUGCUGGAUCAUAAUGUCAAAAAGAUACUCGAAAAAGGUUUUAGUGAGGAAGAUGCGAAACAGGCUUUGCGCACCACUAAUAAUAAUUUGGAGCGAGCCCUUUAUAAUUUAAAACGUCGUGGAGAAAUCAAACGAGCAGAAGAGAACGUUAAUGGCAAUUUCAAAAAUACGCAAUCUAGUACAUUUAUGACAGCGAAAAGUAAUCGCGGAGUACCAACAAGAGAAGUGGGGUCUGGAAAACGUGGCGGACCUCCAGCAAAAGAAGAAGUUGUAGCGAAACCAGCAGGAAAUGUAUCUCUUUUUGAUUUCUUAACGGAUAAGUUACCAGUAGAUGCUGGAUUGAUAAAUCAUGCGACCAAUUUGACAUCUUCUACGAAUAUUUCGGAAGAUUCGUCAAGAUCAAAUAAAUUUGAAAAAAUUAGGAAGGAAACCUCUAAACCCAGUAAUAGUGAAAAGAAAACAAGCCUUGACAGCGCUGUCAAUUCUAAUUCUAACGCUAUUCGUCCAAGGUUUGAAAAUACUAUGUCCAGUAGUUUUGCGGCUAACCGUUCAGUUGGACCAGUAAAUGUACGUCAAAGAAGUGAACGCGGUAAUACUAAUAUCAAGGGAGGACGAAACUCUAAUGAACGUGUCAAAAGUACAUCGAUUUAUAACCCGUUUAAAGACCCUCCAAACGAUCGUCCUAAUGAGGUUAUUCGUUCUUCCGGAGGCCUUCCCUCCGUUAAUAACCAAAAUGCAAACCAAGGUCGUAAUAACCGAGUAUCAUAUGAACGAGGAAAAAUUAUUAAUUCUUCGGGUGGAGAUUCAUUAGAGAGUGGAAAGGGUAAUUCUGCAAACAAGCGUGGAAAUGAAAAGCAACAACAGAGAAACCAUGGCGGUACAGAACGUAUCGGUGGACACAAUGAUCAAAGAAACCGCUUUGUCAACAAACGAGAAAAUAUCAAUCAACCCCAAAACAAUAAUUCUGAUGGUAAAAAUGGUGGUACAACUAAAAGUACGGCUACGCAAAAUUCAAACGCUAGUAAUGCAUGCCAAAUGAAUAAAUUAAUUGAAGAUACUUCUAAAUUGAAAAUUUCUGAUCCCGGUCGAAGUCCCGAAACGAGCAGUAACACAACUGUUGAAUUUCGGUCUAACUUGCAACAAUCACCGAGUGCUUCUCAAAAUUUUGGAUCAAGUCAGCAAACUAACCAAUUACAAAGCUCUACACAAGCUAAUAAUGGUUAUUCUUACGACACAAGUAAAAUAAUUGGUUUUCAAAACAAGAAAACAAAUGAAUUUGCUAUGACCUUGUUAAAGAGCCAAGGGUUAGGUGCAUCAAAAUCCGCUUUAGGUACUCAACAGCAACAACAACCAUUGUCAACCCAGUUACAAGCACCGUCUCAAAUGAAUACUUAUGUCACCCCUACAAGUGACUACUCGGUUCCCACUCCACAGACAGUGUCAGUACCCAUCCCCAGUCACUUUGGAAUGGUUCAAGGUGAUGGCUGGCACUGGAAAGUUGGAGAUUUAUGUUUUGCCAAAUACUGGGAUGAUGGACGGUAUUAUGAAGCUGAAGUAACUGCGGUGUCUGAGAAAACAUGUGUAGUAUUUUUCCUUGGAUAUGGAAAUCACGAGGAAGUUCUAAAAUCUGAUUGCCUGCCUAUAACUGAUGGCAAUCAUUGUCCUGUGAAUAAUUACAACUGUUCCAUCCCAUAUCAGCAAUCUCCACAAGAACAGUCCCAUGCAAUAUCACCAAUUAAUUCAUCUCAACAAAUGCAACAGGGAGCAUAUCAACGAGGCGGAGGGGGAUCGCAACGUUUUCGAAGUGAAAGGCAAAUGUAUGUCCCACCACACAAACGUGAAAAUUGACAGGUAUUACAAUAUCAAACAUUAUCAACAAAUGUGCAUGUGACGCAGCAUCCUUAAACAUAAAGAAACAGUUCAUUAAAUAUGCCAUUAGAAGACCGGCUACUUAAAUUUCUUCAAAGGGUCUUUGUUGGAACAAAUAAAAUAAUAAGGUUACCAAAGGCUUGUUAAAGUCAGAAAUAUGGCAUGAUGUAAAAAUUAUACAUGAGUUAAAACAAGUUCAGAUUUAUUCACAUGAUUCAAAAUUCUUUUAAUUUAAGCAAUUAUAAACUUUGAACAUGCAUCUGAACUUAAAUGAUGUGUGUAUGCUAAAAACUAAAAAUCGAUCUGUUUAAUUUACAAAUACUAAACGGCAAUGAUUAACCUAACUGGCAUAAAAUAGAAUGCAAAUAAAGAACAAUACAGUCAAAGCAAA
Molecule: messenger RNA, 3127 nt
Organism: Zeugodacus cucurbitae (melon fly)
Lineage: Eukaryota; Metazoa; Arthropoda; Insecta; Diptera; Tephritidae
Gene: Tdrd3
Product: tudor domain-containing protein 3
Exons: 5
Coding region: 121-2715 (864 amino acids)
Biological process (GO): mRNA processing
Cellular component (GO): cytoplasm; nucleus
Molecular function (GO): RNA binding; protein binding
Source: RefSeq, a predicted model, not a curated record